This is a messenger RNA of Prunus armeniaca (apricot), 471 nucleotides long. The record is from the annotation of a GenBank genome assembly. NCBI's taxonomy places the organism in Eukaryota, Viridiplantae, Streptophyta, Magnoliopsida, Rosales, Rosaceae.
AUGGCAGAUCGAUAUCCUCAAAAGAAGUCAUCUGAACCUGAGAAGCUCGACUUUUUAGGUGACGUGAGUAUGAAGAAACAGUCCAGUGAACUGAGUAUGAAGAGACAGUUUAGUAAACCGGAGGUGGUAUAUGCAAGUGAUGAUCAUACAGAUGUUUUGAAAGGGAAUGAUCAUAUUUCUUAUUUCGGUGAUGUGCGGACUGGAAAACAAUCUAAAAGCCCUGUUGGGGGUUCUUUUGUUGGUGAUGGUAAGAUCCAUCAAGGCACAGAGGGAAUGAAUUCUUAUGGAAAUGCAGCUGUGAUUUUUGAUGACUCUGGUUCUGAUGGCGAUAACUGUGAAUUUUAUGUAGAGGAGGACUACAAGGGACAAGAAUUUAGUUUAAAAUUUUCUUCUCCCGGUGGAAAUUCAUCCUCAAUUCCUUUGGAUAAUUUAAAUGCUUGGAGCUCUGAACGAAGGAGUGAUGAAGUAUAA